GGGUGACAGAUUUAUGCAGGGACUGUGUGGACCUACUGAUUAAGGCCAGGGUUCACCUCGAGUGUCGGGAUAUCUGGCAACGGACCCCGCUACUGAAGGCCGUUGUGAAUCACCAUUAUACCAUCGCCUCCAUGUUAAUGGCCGCGGGGGCAAGUGUCAACGCCGCGGACGAUGAUAAGAAGGUUCCGCUACACGUAGCCGCGAGCUACGGGAAUUCUCGCGGCGUCAACGAACUCCUGGAGUGUGGUGGGGAUAUCGACUUCCAGGAUCUGAACGGCAGAACUGCUCUGUACUUUGCGGUACUUUCGGGUCACAAUCACAUCGUUGCCAAGUUGAUAAAACACGGUUGCAAUGUGAACCUACGCCGACGAGAAGGGACAAAUGCAUUGUACCUGGCCGCCAAGAAACAGAACUUGAACUGUGUCCGGCAGUUGUUAGAGGCCGGUGCUGAUACAGUUCACGUAGACCCUAGGAAUUAUCAGAAUAGGGACGAAUUGGUGAGGAUAGCUAUUCGCCAGCUAGGCUCUCAGGGAAAAACUCCACCGGACGCCUUUGAAAUUCUGAACUUGACGAUAACUGCCCACGGCCUUGUACCUGGACAGCAGCUAAUGUCAUCGGCGCUCACGCAGUACAAGAAGCAGCCGAACGGAGACAUGCGAUUGGUCAUUCACCGCCUGAUUUUGGCAGGGGGUGUGGUUAAAGUGCCGGACUCUGGAAAUAACUCGCCGACCAUUGGCUACCAAGAACUGCAAGAGGCGGUGUCAAAGUGGCAAAUGGAGCACGGGAUUGGUAAUCCGAAAGCUCCGUCCACUCUGAAGGACGUUUGCCGGAGGAUUAUCAGAAGCUCGAUCAUGCAUUCCUGUUCGGCAGGCAAUGUCCUCUGCGCGUGUGAUCGCUUACACCUUCCAAGGGCAUUAAAAGAAAUCAUUUUAUUGCAAAGACUAUAAUUUUACCUGUAUAAAUAAGUGUUUAGUGGAAAAGAAUAUGUUGA
This is a messenger RNA of Liolophura sinensis, 991 nucleotides long. Its product is annotated as serine/threonine-protein phosphatase 6 regulatory ankyrin repeat subunit C-like. The coding region runs from base 132 to 947 and encodes 271 amino acids. The record is from RefSeq and is a predicted model, not a curated record. Lineage: Eukaryota; Metazoa; Mollusca; Polyplacophora; Chitonida; Chitonidae. Gene Ontology annotation, molecular function: protein binding. The transcript is spliced from 2 exons.